CCACGUUUCUACCCUCGUUUCCAGUCCGUCGUGGUGUGUCUCGUCGGCCGCCGGCUCGUCCGACAACCACGCGCGCGUUGCUCUGUUUUCUCUCCCUCUCUCUCUAUCUCUUUUUUCUAUUUCUCUUUCUCUCUUUCUUUCCUCCCCCGCCUUCACGGGUUUUCUUUUUUUUUUUCUGCGCGCGAGCCGCCGGUGGUGGUCCGCGGGGGUGGCCCGAUCACGUCGCACGCGGUGUGUGCGUCCGUUCGCGCGAGGAGGGAGGAGAGGGUGGAAGAGCGUCAACCCCGUUGCGCGAGUUAUUAUGUUACCGCGCGGCUCGCCCCGUGUCUUGUGCGCGCCUUGAACUCCGGGGGACCGGGGUGAGCUCGCGGGUGAGGAACCGGUCGACGCAUCGUCGCGGCCAACGUUACGGCGGAGAGCGGCAGAGGAAGGGCGGCGAUGCAACGCGGCGGGAUGAACGUGGCUGCGUGCUGCCGUCACCCCGGCGCGAGGGGACGUUAAAGGGGAUGGCAGCAUAACGUGGCGGCGGCGUGACUACUAGCCGGCUCGACAUGAACACGAACAGCAACGUCGUCGGUCAGGAAGGUGGUGCCGGUACCGAUUACGGCGGUAACGAGGAGACGGCGGCUCUGCUGGGCAGGCCGCCGCCGCCGCCGGUCGUGGUGGCCGCGGCGUCUCAGGGCAAGCCGGUGCUCACGCGGCAGGAUCGGGCGACCUUCCUGGUCGCCUCGCCGCAACUGUCCGUGUCCGGGCUCGGCGGCUCCGAGGAGAGCGGCACCAACGAGGACCCGGCGACCAGAUCGGUACCGGACAUCGAGCUUCACUGCCGGCUGGACGGCGAGUCGCAGCCACAGCAGCAGCAACAGUCGCAGCCGCAGUUGCAGCAGCAGCAGCAGCAGCAGCCGUCGCAGCAACAGCAGCAGUCGCAGCCGCAGCCGCAGCUCCAGCAAUCGCAGCUGCAGCAGUCGCAGCUGCAGGCGCAACCGGUGUCGUACCGCGCGUCCAGGCAGUCGCAUCAGUACAGAUGCAGGUGCGACCGGAGAGACUCCCUCGCGCCCGCCUCGGCCCUUCAUUUGGCUCGUAGCGUCUCCAGGGAGAGCGUGAAGAGCGGCCACCACUGCUGCCCUUGUCAGGCGCCGCCGCCGCCGGUGUUGGUCACCACGUCGCCCAACGCGCGCAUAAUACGCCAGAGCUCGCAGCCGGAAGCGUCCGCAUGCUGUUGCUCCGGCUGUUGCUGCCCGCUGCACACCGGCGCGACUCCGAGCGCCGCCUCGCUACGGCAACUCCGCGAGCCGGGCGACGGAAUCGCCGGCAUCGCCGCGGACUCGCUGCGGAUCAAUGGUGGUAUACGACAGUUCCGGCAGUUCCCGUGGUGGUGCAAGUCGUCUGAUCGGGCGUCGAUGGCAGUGGCGCCUUCCUCCAUGGCCACAGGGCCCGGCCCAGCACCCGCCGGCGCUGCUUCCGGUACGCAGGGCGCCCAGGGCGUCGUACUCUGUCCACGUACACUGUCGCAGGUGCGACGAUCACGACUACGCCGGGCCCUCACCGAGGCGACCUCCGAGACCGUCAACUACGUCAAGACGGUGGGAUGACGAUUUUUCGCUAUCAAGUCCUAUUAUGCCACGUAUACCGGGUGUUCCAGAUCUCGUGUAAAAUCCAAAAUGAUCUCAGAUGUUGCUUAAGUCAUUAAAUUCUUUGGAUAAAAAAAUUAAUUUUGUUAUUACCUUUUUGUCUAUUUCGUGUUACUGAAACUUUGAUCUCGUAAAAUUUUUCGUUGAGAACAGUUUAUUUCGUUAUUGUUUUAAAUUUACGAGUCAGUUAGAGGAGACAUCCUCGUUUUCGUUUACGUAAGAAAAUUGAAAUCUUAAAUUAAAAUCUCUAAUUGAAUUUCGAAAUCUAUUUGGGGCCAUAAUAUCGUGUAACUGUCGCCAUUUGUAUCGAUAUGAGACCGCAAUAUCAGCGGUCGUGGGAAGCAUGCGAUUUCUGGGAUACCCCGUAUGCGAAUAUGCCUUGCAUAACGUAUGCACAUGCACGCACGACGCGAUUGGCGAUGGUAUUAGCGGGACGUUCGACGGGAACACUUUGACCGUAAGGUCAUAUAAAAUGACGUCUGCUACAAACGGCCAUGCUAUGCUUCCGCGAGCUUCCCCUUUAUGGUCUUCCAACACCAGACGCCAUAAUUUCAUUUAUGUGACAGAAAUUGCGAGGAACACAAUACACUGUUCGCACAUAAAGACAUUAAAAUACAAGAAAGCCAUAAAGAACAUUUACGAAAAACGUUGUUUUUUGAUCCCAGAUUGCACAAUAUACGGUAAUAUAUGGUAUAUCCACAGUAAUAUACAUUUACAACGUAUUGUUAGUGAUCGAGCAUGUUAAUCCGUUUAACGUUAGUUCGUACUCUUCAUUUUUCUUUCUCCCUCAGUUCACUUUCCUAGUUAAAGAAAAAUUUUAACGAGACUUUCCGAGCAACGAAUAAACACGAUCGCUCGAGGAAGGUAAACGUCACUUAAUUUCACAUUUUGCAAGAAUUAGAUACCUCGAGCAGCGUUAAUCUGCAUCUGACAAUUCAAAGAGCGGUAACCGCGCGUUAUUAUUCAUAAAGGGCGAAAUUUACACAUUCGCGAGCCGCGAAAACGCGGGAUGCACAAAAGACAUGCAUCAACAUGCGUCGGAGAGAGAAAGUAGCAUAGUAAUAAAA
Molecule: messenger RNA, 2698 nt
Organism: Ooceraea biroi (clonal raider ant)
Lineage: Eukaryota; Metazoa; Arthropoda; Insecta; Hymenoptera; Formicidae
Product: small conductance calcium-activated potassium channel protein
Source: RefSeq, a predicted model, not a curated record